Ceratina calcarata is the source of this 4336-nucleotide messenger RNA. RefSeq names its product eyegone (gene Eyg). Gene Ontology annotation, molecular function: RNA polymerase II cis-regulatory region sequence-specific DNA binding; DNA-binding transcription factor activity, RNA polymerase II-specific. Gene Ontology annotation, biological process: anatomical structure development; regulation of transcription by RNA polymerase II. The record is from RefSeq and is a predicted model, not a curated record. The transcript is spliced from 6 exons. The coding region runs from base 1554 to 3572 and encodes 672 amino acids. NCBI's taxonomy places the organism in Eukaryota, Metazoa, Arthropoda, Insecta, Hymenoptera, Apidae.
CUCGUGUUACAUUGUCCCUCUUCUUCUUCUUCUUAUUCUUCUUCUUCUUCUCCUUCUUCUAUUCCUCCAACUACGCGCACCUCGGCUAUUCGCAGCCAGCCCGAUGGUCGCCGGACGUAAGUGGUGUUUCCACCGGACCGUCUUGAGAAGAUACUUCAACGAGAGUCACGUGUGACGUCGUCGAUUUCUGUAUACACUGGCACCUCGAUAGGAGGAAGGCUUCGAAGACGUCAAGAAGAAUCAAGAAUCGAAGAUCACCACCAGACGAAAAUAAGUAUCGAUGGCACCGAGAGGGUGUUACCGCUGAGACUCGGGUCGAGGACCAAAACCGCGAAGAGACAAACGGAGGAACUGUCGGGUGUUGAAAAAAAUCUGCACGUCAGUGAGGACGAACGCGAGGUAGCCGGUGACACCGCGAGGCGUAGGAGAAGGUGGGGGUAAGGCUAGUCUUUGGCGCGCUUCGAAGGCCCGAACGGAAGGCAAUCCGCUCGAAUCCGGCGGACCGCGAGCAGGUUAUCCCGUAGCCGCCUGUACCAUCGUUGCCCGUUAUUGGAGAAGGGAGCGAAAGGAGGAAGAGAGAGAGGCGACGGUGAAGCCGAGAGAAAGAGGCUGAAAUCGGAGCGAAAGACGAAACGCGGAGGCGAAAAAGAGAGAGAGCGAUCACGGAGAGAGGGAGGGAAGGCAGAGAAGGGCACACACGUCUGUAGGUAGUCACGAGCUUCGACGAAGCGCCUGCGCUCGCGAGCACUUCUCGUCGUUACCUCCUCGCAUCGAGUACGCUCGUCCACGUAGACGCGACAGCCGACGUGAAAGCUCGCGCCGCGAUGAAUCGCGUUCGCCGACGGACCGUCGGACAGGAUGUCAUUCUGCAUCGUUAAACCGACCUGGAGCAGGAACGUGGCGUCGAUUGCGCUCGCGCGCUCCUGCGCCAGCGCGAUACAUCCACCGAUCGUGAUUGUGACACCGUGCGUGCCUGACGAGUGCGUUACAUCGAUUCAUUUCAUCCGUUUUCGUUAUCACUGUGAAACUUCCGAGGAACUAUAACCGAACGCUCUCACCCGCGUUCUCUUCCUCUCGCGGAAGACUUCCCGCUGACUCGUUACUGCAUCGUUCCUGCCUCGAAAUCAUCCGACGCUCCCGGUAAGACACUAACGUUUGCCGAGUUUCAAAUUGCUACUGAAUUCCGUAGUUUCUGGACAUCGCCCGCUGUUCGGUAAGACGAUAACUACCUACUAAAACCGCCGCCAAGACAGAACUGAACUCUGCGGGUCCCGCUAUAAAAAUGUCGCAAACUUGUCGAGUCGCAACCAAAAUUGCUUCGACCUCUCGCUCAUAGCUUCUCGGCGAACCGUCUUUUCCAUCCCCGAGCGAGAAGAGGGUGGAAGGUAACUCGUGGGUGAAGACCGUUUGGGUCCGUCGGGCACGAAAGCAGGAAAAGAUACGAAUCUGAGACAGGGAGGACGGUUUAGCCACAGAAGUGGAGGCAGAGGGGGAGGAGGAGGAGGAGGCGCUGGUGCCCGGUGCGUGGAGGGGCUGGAGGUGAUCGUCUGGUGAUGAUGAUCGGUGGCGGCGUCGCGACCCCUCCUGGUACUGCCAAGUCGGCGGCUGCGAUCGACAGCGAAAUGGUGCAGGUCGAUGGCAUUGGCAGUGGUAGUGUCAGUGGCAGUGCUAGUGGUAGUGGUAGCCCCGCGACAGGCGCGACUACUACGCGUUUGACGAACAACGCUGCCAAUAACAACAAUAACGGGGACGUUGCCAAUAACAAUAACAACAACAAUAACAACAACAAUAAUGCCGAUGGUCACCCGGUGGUGAACUCCGGCGGCGGUACCGCAACGGCGACGGAGAAGUUCUGCUGUCACGAAGAAGAGCCACCGGUCAGCACGGGAGUCGCGCGGCCUUGGGAACCACCCUCGCCGACCUUCUCGCAGACGAGGUCGCAUCUGCUUCAGGUCCAUCCGCCGCAUCAUCAUCAGCAUCCAGCUGCGCACCAUCAUCAACAGAUGACCGUCCCGCCAGUCUCUUUGAUCGACGGCGUGAGCUUGCAAAACUGUACCGCGGGACCAUUCGCCAGCGGUAACGGCGGCGGGGCCAGCCGGCAACGAUUGCUCGAGCUGUCCCAUGGAUUAGGGGCCUUGAGGCACUACAACGACCUGGCCAAUCAUGUGCUCUCGCUGAAUCAACAGGGCGCGGUUGUCACCAAAUUAUUAGGCACGCUACGACCGCCGGGUUUGAUCGGUGGCAGCAAGCCAAAAGUGGCGACGCCAGCCGUCGUCGCGAAGAUCGAGCAAUACAAGAGGGAGAAUCCGACGAUCUUCGCCUGGGAAAUCAGGGAAAGACUCAUUUCCGAAGGCGUAUGUAGCAACGCGACGGCUCCGUCGGUGAGCAGCAUCAACCGAAUAUUGAGGAAUCGCGCCGCGGAGCGCGCGGCCGCGGAAUUCGCGAGAGCGGCGGGAUACGGGCUGUACGCCGGGCCUCAUCCUUAUUUCAACAGCGCUCAUCAGCAUCCGACGACCAGCCACCAUUUGCCUGCCGGCUGGCCGACACCCGGCGCCGCGGGACACCCUUGGAUGUUACCGCCGUUGGCUACUGGUAUCUCCGGCGCAGCUUCCGCUCUGCUUCUUCCGCCCUCACUGAGCCCAGGAGCCGCGGCUGCCGCCGCUGCGGCCGCAUCUGCAUCCGCGGCUGGCACUGCCGACCAUUCCUUGCACGCGGACGCUCUCGCGCGGGGCUACCUCCAAGAGGAAGAACAUUGGUUUCUGUGCGCAGACGGCGACGGUGACGACGGGAGCCUGGAUGGAUCGGAGCAGCCGAAGUUCCGUAGGAACCGGACGACGUUUAGCCCGGAACAGCUCGAGGAGCUCGAGAAAGAGUUCGAGCGAUCCCACUAUCCUUGCGUGUCUACGCGCGAACGGCUAGCCUCGAAGACCUCUCUCUCGGAAGCUCGUGUGCAGGUUUGGUUUUCCAACAGACGGGCAAAGUGGCGUCGUCACCAGCGAAUGAACCUCUUAAAACGUUCACCACCGCCUCCUCCGCCUCCACCGCCACCGCCGCCGCAGCCACAGCCGCUGCCGCAGCAGCAGCAGCAGCAACAGCAACAGCAGCAGCCGCAGCCGCCGCAACCGCAUUCCGCAUCCGGUAUGGAAAUAAACCGUGCGUCCGGCUGCUCGAUCGCCGGCAUGGGAGGAGAAAGUAGCGCGUUCCGGGCCGUCGUCGCGAACUCGAGAGACGAACGGAACGAGAGGAUCGACAGGAUAGAGUCGAUCGCGAGCAAACAGCCUGAGCGAAAACCGAGCGCGUUCAGGAUGAUCAGUCAGCUCGUCGGCGAGGAUUCCCCGAGCGUACCGAGGCCGACGAGUCCGGCGUACGAGCAACGGAGACACGAGUUCAACGUCGGAUCCACGUUGUCCGAAUCGCAUAAAGAGGAGUACGAGCGGGUCGAGGACGAGGAAGACGACGAGGAAAUCGACGUUCAGGACUCGGACCAGGACGUUCCCUCGUCGCCUAACGUCGCCUGGAGAGACCACUGGACGGACCAGCAACCCCUCGAACUGACCAAGCACGAUCGUUGAAGUACUUCGUGGUUCUCCUGGAAAUCUGUCGUAUUCUAAUAUUGUGCACCCGGUCGUGAUUAAACACGUGAUUCAGUGCUCGGAACAGUUGCCCUGUGCGUAAGAGUGUGAAUAAGAACGAAGUGUCACGGAUACGAGGUUCUGGACUCGCGACGAGCGACGAGCUAAUCGUGGAUUACGAACGUGGAUUGUAAAUUUUGGCUGACCGGUGAAUGUUUGGAAUUUUUGUUGAAAGCAAGACAGGUCGGUUCGUGAUGGUUUACCAUCACCCUCGUUCAUUAAAAUGUCUCCUAGAGUACCCAUACUACGGAUUGCAGUCCAAUCAUUAUGAUUAAGAUUACGGAUAAGUGCUACCACAAGAGUGAUCGUGUUUAACGUUAAAUGCAGGUGUCGUCGUCGCGUUAUUCUCAGCUAGAACUACCGAGGAAUUUAGAUAGGUAAUUAAUUGCUUGCUCGAUGAGUAUCGCGCCAUCGGGCUGUCCCAUGAGCGAUCGCCGAAGCAAAAAAGCUUCGCUGCAAUUACAUUCACAUACUCUUCCUCCAGGAACGAUCGCGAGGGAUGAUCGGAGUAGUCCGUAACCAGACGCGAACGGUCCCAGCCUAUCCGGAGCUCUAGUCCUGGCGAAUCAUCGUUCUAACGCGUAUAAUGUAUUACCUAGGCACUGCGUAGAUACAGUUAGAAGAAUGAAACGAUAGAUUGGUAAAAAUCCUGUAACGAACUCUGUUAAACUGAACUUUUAUUUAAAUGAAUUCGUUUGUAAAUA